GAGCCAGGGCCCCUCCUUACGCAGGGGCAGGGUCAGCCCCCCAUUCCAGACAGGUCGGGAGGAGGCUGAUUUACAAGGCAGAUAAACGGAGGGGGGGCUCUGCCCGGAGCUGUGACCCCUGCUUGCAGCCACGGCCACCCUAGGAGAUAUAAGAGCACCCAGACUUCCGGACCCACUCUGGGCGGGUGCCAUGUGAGGCCCAGCCUGGCCCCCCUCCUGCUGGCCCUCCUCCUCCGUCCCUCCUCCCGCCUGCCCGGCCCGUGUCCAGCACCAUGUCUCUGCUCAGCCCUGUCCUGCAGCCGCCGCAGGUGAAGGCCUAUCUGAGCCAAGGAGAGCGCUUCAUCAAGUGGGAUGAUGACACCACGCUGGCCUCCCCGGUUAUCCUCCGUGUGGACCCCAAGGGCUAUUACUUAUACUGGACGCAUCAGAGCAAGGAGAUGGAGUUUCUGGAUAUCACUAGCAUUCGAGACACCCGCUUUGGAAAGUUCGCCAAGACGCCCAAGAGCCAGAAGCUCCGGGACGUGUUCAACAUGGACUUCCCCGACAACCACUUCCUGCUGAAGGCGCUCACCGUGGUGUCGGGCCCUGACAUGGUGGAGCUCACCUUCCACAAUUUCGUCUCUUACAAGGAGAACGUGGGGAAGGACUGGGCUGAGGAUCUGCUGGCCCUGGCUAAGCACCCGCUGACCAGCAACGCGCCCCGCAGCACCUUCUUGGAUAAGAUCCUGGUGAAGCUGAAGAUGCAGGUGAACCCCGAGGGGAAGAUUCCUGUGAAGAAUUUUUUCCAGAUGUUUCCUGCCGACCGCAAGCGCGUCGAAGCUGCCCUCAGUGCCUGCCACCUGGCAAAGGGCAAGAAUGACGCUAUCAACCCUGAGGACUUCCCAGAAUCCGUCUACAAGAGCUUCCUCAUGAACCUCUGUCCGAGGCCAGAAAUUGACGAGAUCUUCACUUCCCACCAUGCUAAGGCCAAACCGUACAUGACCAAGGAGCACCUGAGCAAAUUCAUCAACCAGAAGCAGCGGGACUCCCGGCUCAACUCCAUGCUCUUCCCGCCCGCGCGGCCCGAGCAGGUGCAGCGCCUCAUCGACAAGUACGAGCCCAGCGGCAUCAACGUGCAGAGAGGCCAGCUGUCACCCGAAGGCAUGGUGUGGUUCCUCUGCGGGCCGGAGAACAGCGUGCUGGCCCAGGACAAGCUCCUGCUGCACCAGGACAUGACUCAGCCGCUCAACCACUAUUUCAUCAACUCCUCCCACAACACGUACCUCACAGCCGGCCAGUUCUCAGGCCUGUCCUCGGCCGAGAUGUACCGCCAGGUCCUGCUGGCCGGCUGCCGCUGUGUGGAGCUGGACUGCUGGAAGGGGAAGCCCCCGGACGAGGAGCCCAUCAUCACCCACGGCUUCACCAUGACCACAGACAUCCUGUUCAAGGAAGCAGUGGAAGCCAUUGCAGAAAGCGCCUUUAAGACCUCCCCCUACCCUGUCAUCCUGUCCUUUGAAAACCACGUGGACUCACCCCGCCAACAGGCCAAGAUGGCUGAGUACUGCCGGACCCUGUUUGGGGAUACGCUGCUCACAGAACCUCUAGAAAAGUUCCCCCUGAAGCCCGGAGUCCCUCUGCCCAGUCCUGAGGACCUCCGGGGUAAGAUCCUCAUCAAGAACAAGAAGAAUCCGUUUUCUGGCCCAAUGGCCCCCAGCCAGGAGCGUGGUGGGGAGGCCGAGGGGGGCUCUCCACCCAGUGCUCCCUCUGGGGAAGACACAGUGUGGGCUGCUGAGGAGGAGGAGGAGGAGGAGGAGGAGGAGGAAGAGUCGGGAAGCCUGGACGAAGAGGAGCUCAAGAAGAUGCAGUCAGAUGAGGGCACAGCGGGUCUGGAGGUGUCGGCUUAUGAGGAGAUGUCCAGCCUGGUCAAUUACAUCCAGCCCACCAAGUUCGUCUCCUUCGAGCUGUCGGCCCAGAAGAACCGAAGUUACAUCAUCUCUUCCUUCACGGAGCUCAAGGCUUACGACCUGCUGUCCAAGGCCUCCGUGCAGUUUGUAGACUACAACAAGCGGCAGAUGAGCCGUGUUUACCCCAAGGGCACCCGCAUGGACUCGUCCAACUACAUGCCCCAGAUGUUCUGGAACGCGGGGUGCCAGAUGGUCGCCCUCAACUUUCAAACCAUGGACCUGCCCAUGCAGCAGAACAUGGCAUUGUUCGAGUUCAACGGGCAGAGCGGCUACCUCCUCAAGCACGAGUUCAUGCGCCGGCCGGACAAGCAGUUCAAUCCCUUCGCGGUGGACGGCAUCGACGUGGUGGUGGCCACCACUCUGUCCAUCACGGUGAUCUCUGGGCAGUUCUUGUCAGAACGCAGCGUGCGCACCUAUGUGGAAGUGGAGCUGUUUGGCCUUCCCGGGGACCCCAAGAGGCGCUAUCGCACCAAGCUGUCCCCCAGUAACAACUCCAUCAACCCUGUCUGGAAAGAGGAGCCCUUCGUCUUUGAGAAGAUCCUGAUGCCCGAGCUGGCCUCCCUCAGGGUGGCGGUGAUGGAGGAAGGCAACAAGUUUCUUGGCCACCGCAUCAUCCCCAUCAGUGCCCUGAAUUCUGGCUACCAUCACCUGUGCCUGCACAGCGAGAGCAACAUGCCCCUCACCAUGCCCGCGCUCUUCAUCUUCCUGGAGAUGAAGGACUACAUCCCCGACACCUGGGCAGAUCUCACCGUGGCCCUCGCCAACCCCAUCAAGUACUUCAGUGCCCACGAUAAGAAGGCGGCGAAGCUCAAGGAGGCCCUGGGAAGUCUGCCUGAGACGCCCUUCCUGCCCGGGGGUCCGGGUGCCCACCAGGUCAAUGGGGCCUCAGCCUCCGCCAGCAAUGGCUCAGCAGGAGCUAACCAGAGCCAACGGGCUCCCCAAAGCCUCCGCCCAUCCUGUGCUCCUGCGGCAGCCCGGGCCAGGGAAGAGGCCAUGAAAGAAGUUGCGGAGCCGCAGACGGCCAGCCCCGAGGAGCUGCGGGAGCUGAAGGGCCUCGUGAAGCUGCAGCGCAGGCAGGAGAAGGAGCUGCGGGAGCUGGAGCGGCGGGGGGCGCGGCGCCGGGAGGAGCUGCUCCAGCGCGGGGCGGCCCAGCUGGCCGAGCUGGGGCUGCGGGGCACGGGCUGCCGGCUGAGGCCCAACAAGGGCUCCCGGAAGAAGAGGAUCCCGCCCAGUGAUGAGCCCUCAGGGGUGGCGCCCAGCGAGGGUCUGGAAGGCCCGGAGGGCACAGACCCGCAAGUGCAGGAGCUGCAGGCCAGGCUGGAGCAGGAGCUGCGGCUGCAGGGCAAGGAGCAGCACCAGGGCAUCCUGAAGCGCAAGGAGCAGCACGCGGUGGAGCAAAUCACCAAGAUGACAGAGCUGGCCAAAGAGAGGCAGGCCGCCGAGCUGAAGGCCUUCAAGGAGACCUGGGAGAUUGACACCAAAGAGAUGAAGAAAAAGCUGGAGGCCAAGAGGCUGGAGCGGAUCCAGGCCAUGACAAAAGUCACCACGGAUAAGAUGGCCCAGGAGAGGCUGAAGAGAGAGAUCAACAACUCCCACAUCCAGGAAGUUGUGCAGGCCGUCAGGCAGAUGACAGAGGCCCUGGAGCGGAGCCAGGAGAAGCUGGAGGAGAAGCAGGCGGCUUGCCUGGGCAAAAUCCGGGAGAUGGAAAAGCAGUUCCAGCAGGCGGCUCUGGCAGAGUAUGAAGCCAGUAUGAAGGACCUGGAGGCGGAGGUGAAGGAGUUGGUGAGGGCCUGCCUCAAGGUCAGCUGCCCCUCGGAUGCCGAGGACAAGCCCGAGGCCUCCACGGGGCCGGCCCCCCGGGACCCACGCGCAGACAAGGCAGACACGCAGGAGAGCCGUCUCUGAUACUUGAGGCAGAGCUUGGCGCUGCCUCCGAGCUGCUCCCCGGACCCAGGCUGGGGCUCCCGCCCUCACCUCUGCCUGAUGGAGCCCGGGAGGUGACGUGGAACACUGUCCCCGCUGACUGUCCCCGGCC
This is a messenger RNA of Dipodomys ordii (Ord's kangaroo rat), 3978 nucleotides long. RefSeq names its product phospholipase C, beta 2 (gene Plcb2). NCBI's taxonomy places the organism in Eukaryota, Metazoa, Chordata, Mammalia, Rodentia, Heteromyidae. The transcript is spliced from 32 exons. Bases 273 to 3848 code for a protein of 1191 amino acids. The record is from RefSeq and is a predicted model, not a curated record. Gene Ontology annotation, biological process: phosphatidylinositol-mediated signaling; lipid catabolic process. Gene Ontology annotation, molecular function: calcium ion binding; phosphatidylinositol-4,5-bisphosphate phospholipase C activity.